Molecule: messenger RNA, 2232 nt
Organism: Marasmius oreades (fairy-ring Marasmius)
Lineage: Eukaryota; Fungi; Basidiomycota; Agaricomycetes; Agaricales; Marasmiaceae
Exons: 18
Coding region: 1-2232 (743 amino acids)
Biological process (GO): glucan catabolic process
Molecular function (GO): beta-glucosidase activity
Source: RefSeq, a predicted model, not a curated record
AUGAGCUGGUUGCUUCUCUUCGCCCUGUGGAUUCUCUCUGUUGAUCGUAGCCAUGCAUUCACACAGCGUUCAUGGGAUGAGUCCGUGGGACUCGCCAAUCAGGUCGUCUCAUUAAUGACAUUGGACGAGAAGAUUGGAAUGGCGACGGGUGUAGGACAGUUCAGUAGUCGCUGUGUCGGCAACAUCAAACCACCCUCGCGUUCAUUUUCAGUUUCGGGACUGACCAUCACGAUCCCUCCGCUUUGUAUGAGCGAUGGACCGGCUGGAAUGCGUUUAGUGAAGGAUGUGACGGGCUUUCCCACCGGAAUCAACGUCGCCAGCACCUUUAGCAGAAGGUUGAUGCGAGCUCGUGGGGUAGCUAUGGCUGAAGAAUUCAGAGCUAAAGGUUCGCAUAUUUUUCUCGGGCCUGCCAUGGACCUUAUGCGGAACCCAAAGAUGGGAAGAGCAUGGGAAAGCUUUGGUCCGGAUCCGUAUCUCAAUGGCGAAGCAUCUUUCGAAACGACCACAGGGGUGCAAAGCGUUGGCGUUCAAGCGUGUGCCAAGCAUUUCAUAGCGAACAAUCAAGAACACUGGCGGUACGGACUAAGUGCCGAUGUCGAUGAUAGAACCCUUCACGAGCUUUACUGGUGGCCUUUCAUGCGUUCCGUAGAGGCAAACGUAUCCGCGGUGAUGUGUGCAUAUAAUCGCUUCAAUAAGACAUCUUCGUGCCACAAUGAAAAUCUCCUUGGUCCCAAUGGAAUAUUGAGGAAAGAGGGUUUCCAAGGGUUUGUCGUGAGUGAUUGGGGGGCCACUCACGAUUCUGCCAAAGAUAAUGCCCUUGCCGGUUUGGAUAUGGAACAGCCUGGAGACUUCCUCCUAAUUGGAGGAGGUGUAUAUGGCAACAACUUGAAGAACGCUGUGAACGAUGGUAGUGUCCCGGUGUCGAGGCUAAACGAAAUGGUAACCCGAAUCCUGACGCCCUGGUUCCGACUUGGGCAGGAUCAAGAUUUUCCUUCUAUCAGUUUUGAUGUGCAGCAUCCCGACGGUACAGGUUCGCAGAACGUUCCGUUAAGCGUUCGAUCCGACGCUCAUACCGCUUUGGCGAGAGAGAUUGGUGCAGCGAGCGCAAUCUUGCUUAAGAAUGCUAGAGUCACGAAUAAUGGACAGUCAACUGGAACAUCUAUUAGAGGUCUUCCCUUAUCACAAAGCAUUGUCAAAUCCAUUGCGAUCAUCGGACAAGACGCUAGACAGCUGAACCAGAACUGUCCUGGAGGGUUAAAUGCUUGCAAUGACGGGACCAUGGUCAUCGGUUGGGGCUCCGGCUCGAACUCGCUGGACUUCGUUGUUCCACCUGUCGAUGCAAUCACGGAUUUCAUUGGAAAUUCGGCGACAAUUACUACUUCAUUAUCGAACGAUUUAAACGCAGGGGCGAAGGCAGCAACAGGGAAGGACGUAGCGAUCGUUUUCGCCAAUGCAAUGAGCGGAGAACUGGGCUUCUAUCAAAUCGUCGUCGGCAAUAUGGGCGAUCGGAACGAUUUAGAUCUUUGGUUCAAAGGCGGAAGUUUGAUCGAACGGGUUGCUUCUGUCAAUCCAAACACCAUCGUCGUCAUUCACUCUGUCGGACCUGUUCCUCUCGGUUGGAACACUCAUCCCAACAUAACUGCUAUUAUUUAUGCCGGUGCGCCAGGCGAGCAAACUGGACCAAGUCUUGUCGAUGUAUUGUGGGGUGCGGUCAACCCCAGCGGAAGAUUGCCUUUUAGUGUGGCUGACUCGGAGGACUCUUAUGGAACAACCAUUGUAACGGGACUCGAUGGUUUCCCAACUAUCAACUAUACUGAAGGUCUUUUUAUUGAUUACCGCUACAUGGAUUCGAAGAACAUCGCCCCGCGAUACGAAUUUGGAUAUGGAUUGUCGUACACUACUUUCGAGUACUCGGGACUGUCGAUUUCCUCAUCUGAAAGUUCACAUGUGGUUACCUUUACAGUCACAAACACUGGGGCUUUCGACGGAACCGAGAUACCUCAACUGUAUCUGGGAUUCCCGAGUAGCUCUGGUGAGCCGAGGAAGGUCUUGAGAGGGUUUGAAGAAGUGAAGUUGGCCAACGGGCAGAGUAAGCAGGUUUCCCUGUCGGUAUCGCAGAAGGAGAUAAGUAUAUGGGACUCACCGAGUCAGUCCUGGGUGCGACCCUCCGGCGCGUUCACGGUCUAUGUAGGAGCUUCAAUUAAGGACAUUCGUUUGACUGGCACAUUUUGA